UUAUGGCGUCCGCCUAUUUUCAUGUUAUUAGGAAAAAAUUGUAAGAAAAUGUCUAGUUUUGAAUAAAAACUUCGUUAUUUGAUGAACAAUAGACUUUUGAAAGUGAAUGAAUAAAUAGGGCGUUUAAAUUUUAUCUAGCGAUUUUGGUCGAAGCUAGCUCGAAAGUGGAAUGCAGUUUUGUGGGAUCUUUACCAAGGCAGUAGGAAAAAAUGGAUUGGUGUGGGGCGGUGCCUCGGCAUUAAGGUUGGAGUGACAUGCAGUCUGAGCCAGGCCGGUACAUCAAUUCCGUAUCAGAUAUAUUAUAUAGCCCCGACGAAAUCGAGUUUCUGCUGGACGACAUUAGAGACCUGGAGCCUACAAGUUAUAAGCCUGAAGAGAUUCAGGAAGCCUCGGAUGGCAUGCUGUGUGUGUUGCAGGAUUUCGAAAUAGCCGGGAGCAGGACCGGAGCCCUGAGCGCCGAAUGCGGUACUGUAAACGGUUGCGAAGAGUGCGAAUCGCCUCUGGGCACCGUCAACUCAUGGGAUUCACAUUCGCAUUACCGCAGGAUGGCCCCGUCGCCAGACCUGUCGCUUUAUUCCGGUGUGAUCCUCUAUUGCGACUAUGCCCAUUUGAAAACGCCUACCGGAUUUCUGAGAGUUUUACUCUUGGCCACAACUAUAGCAUGUCUAGCCUGCCUGUGCACAUCAGGGACAGUCAAAGUUGGACUAUUUAUGCUGCCACUGGUCGGUCGAAUUCGACUCAUGAUGUUUAUAACUCUAUUAAGCAUUUUCAUCACAUGUCUCUUGCUGUUUCUUGAUAUUUCUCACACAGUGUAUCUGUUUCCCUUUAAUUGGGGCAAACUGAAUGCAUAUUUCUAUGUAAGCCUUAGUGUACUGUUCCUGGUAGCGUCGUCACUAUUAUUUCACAUGGUAUUUUUAUCAGAGGCCUUUAUGUGGGUCCCAAAAUGGACACAUCACCAAUUAAUAGUUACUGGGAGCUUAGGAUAUGUAUGUUGUAUAGAAUCAGUUAUAAUUUGUCUAAUACAACAAUGCAAAACGCGAAUUUACCAGCCAGUUGGUGAAGAUCCGAGCCUAAAUUUGCAGGAGCGUCAUCCGUCGCCGGAUGGCACGCCGCAGCACAAAGUAUCAAAUCAAACUACGCACAAUUACAAGCCUAUCGUAAACCCCCAAAUGAUUUCGGCGUCGUCGUCAGGCGUGGUUAAAAGACCUACCCUUAUUGACGAUGUGCAACCAUGUUCUUCGAAAAAUUCGGAACCUUAUAGGGCAUGAUAACAUAAUGACUGUAGUUUCAAAUACAAUAAUUUUUUUAGUGAGAGGUAUUUGUUGGGUUUUGGAAGGCAAAUGUUUCAUUGUGGUUGAUGUUUUACUGUAUCAGGUGAGACAUUUAAAAUAAACCACCAAGCCAGUAGGAAUAUCAAUUUAGGUUUAGAGGAGUAGCAAGUCUCCUCUUAUGCCUUAAGAAUCACAACUUUUCAAGGGUCAGACUAGAAUUACAAAACUGAUGGAAAAUAAGCAUUUUAAGGUCGGGUAUUAUAAAACUACUUUGAGAGUUAACUUGAAGUUAACUUCUGGAAUUACAUGGAUUUCAAAAAGUUAACUGUCACUAAGGCUUCCAAUUGAAUAACCCUUGUCUUCAAUUCUUCACCCGUUACAAUCGAACUGCUUAUUGAAGAGAUGCACUAGUUGAUGAAUCGCUAAUGAAUAGGACACCUUUAUUUUGCCUCCUGAACUUAAAUUGAUAUUUCUGACUUACAGUAUUUGCCUCCAAUACUAUAAAAGUAUAAACAAAAUUAUUACGGUUUAGUUAGGCGUGAAACAUGGACAUAGUACAAUAUUUUUUAAAAUUUUUAGGAAUCGGUAGCGCUAGUUUUUGCAAAAAUUGUUACUUAGCGUUUGAUAAGAAAACAAACAUUUUCUCCCCAAUCACAUCAGUUGUGGUAGUUGUUUUUGUAUAGAUUGAUGGUAGGAUUUUGGAUGAGCAAUUUGACAACAACGUGUACUUUUAUUUGUAACUGACGCACAAAAAAGCUGCAAUUAUUUUAAUUGUUCGAUCCUAUUAAAAUCUUAAGAAUGCAUAUUUUCCUUCACUCGUUCAAUUAAGCAACAAUUCCUGUAUAUAGUUGUAAAUUGUUUGAUUAGUUAAAUUCACAUUAAGUUGGUAAUUUAAUUCCUAUACGAGCAAAAAAUAAGGUUUAGAUGAAACGUUGUUGUUAGUAUUUUUGGCAACUGUUACCUAAUAAUAGGUUUGUUUCGACUUUACCAAUAACUUGAACAACAGAGUUUUUGACAAAAUUGGAACAAUCCUGCAAAUUUUAAUACUUUCCAGAUCAUAUCGAUUUUAGAUUAUAGAAAAAAAAUUCAAUAAAAAGUGUUCAGUAUAUUUAAAUAUUUUAAAUAAUCGCCUAUAAGUAAAAUGCCAUUUUUUUUAUAAUAAGUUUAUGUAUGUAUUAUUAUAAUAGAACUUUGUACUGUGAUCUUAGAUUUAGUUUUUUGACAGCCGUAUUUACUUUUUUUUCAAAUUUGAACCAUUAACCAUCCCUCCCAAAAAAAUAUAUAUAUAUAAAAAAUGGCAUAUUGCAUUUUGUUCUUCUAUUUGUGUGACUCAAAAGUUGAAAUUGACCUUUGAGUAUCUUGAAUGUGCUUUAGAUUUUUCAAAUUCAAACGUAGUUUUUCUAUUUUAGUCAACUGAACAGCCAGACAUCAAUUUUAUAUUAAACUAAAUAGGUCUUAGUUUAAUAUAAAAUUUUCUACAACAAAAUAGUGAGUAUUUCUGCGGUGUUUUACAAUAACUGCCAAAAAUAAAAUUUAAGGUAGCCAAAAAUAUAUUAAAAGCUUAUCGAUCACUUAUUUAAGUGAUUGGUUAACUUUUUCAUGUUCAGUAAGUACAAUUUAUUUUAAACCUGACAAUCGGGGAUUUCCGUUCUAGUCAACUUUUACUUUUUGUAGUGUAUGUAUAUAAAACAGGGUAAGCAAAAAAUGUACUUGCUCAAUUUGGCACAUUCAAACAAUAAAUAUAUCUUUCGUGUGUGUUUUUUUCUUACUCUGCCAGAAUUUCUUGACUUAUUUGUAGUAAUAUUUGUAUUAUAUAGUGUGAUUUUUGUAAUAAAACAUAAUAAUUCACUAGUAUUUUUUUUUAUACACAUAUAUUAAAGUUAAUCUUGACAAUUUUUUCUUUAAUUGUUGAAGUAAAAAGGUAUAAAUUAUUCAGUUAUCAUUUUUUCGGUUAAUUCUGAUAAUUCUAGAAGGCGUGGUCCGUAAAGAAGAACAUAGGCACAAUGCCAA
This is a messenger RNA of Ceutorhynchus assimilis (cabbage seed weevil), 3281 nucleotides long. Lineage: Eukaryota; Metazoa; Arthropoda; Insecta; Coleoptera; Curculionidae. The record is from the annotation of a GenBank genome assembly.